Eucalyptus grandis is the source of this 1336-nucleotide messenger RNA. RefSeq names its product transcription factor MYB25. Gene Ontology annotation, cellular component: nucleus. NCBI's taxonomy places the organism in Eukaryota, Viridiplantae, Streptophyta, Magnoliopsida, Myrtales, Myrtaceae. Gene Ontology annotation, biological process: regulation of DNA-templated transcription. The coding region runs from base 104 to 1090 and encodes 328 amino acids. Gene Ontology annotation, molecular function: RNA polymerase II cis-regulatory region sequence-specific DNA binding; DNA-binding transcription factor activity, RNA polymerase II-specific. The transcript has 2 exons. The record is from RefSeq and is a predicted model, not a curated record.
AGCAAGAGGAGCAGAAGGAGCGGCAGGCGGCGGAGGCUCCGGCGCCGGCGCCGGCGCCAGCGGUAGUCGGAGGGGACGCGGCUGGUCGGUGGAGGAGGACUCGAUGCUGACUCGGCUCGUGGCUGCUUUCGGGCCGGGGAAUUGGAAUGCCAUGUCGAAGAUGAUCCCCGGUCGGACCGGGAAGUCCUGCAGGUUCCGUUGGGUCAACCACCUCGAUCCUAGCGUCAAGCGCGGGCCUUUCAGCGACGAGGAGGACCGAGUCAUCCUGACGGCUCAUCAGAUCCAUGGGAACAAAUGGAAAUCAAUUUCAAAGAUGCUACCAGGCAGAACAGGUUAUGCAAUCAAGAAUCACUGGAAUGUGAGUUUGAAAAACAAGCAGGCAGAUCAAAGGAGUCCCGACUUAUCUGCUAGUGACAUGACAGCAGCUCAAAUUUUAAGUGAAAUGAAAGCAUUCACUCAAAAGGCACUUUCCUUUGGAGAUGUGGUGACGAGCGGAAACCAAGAGGAAGGAGAAGGUGGAGAUUAUCAUGGACAUCAGAACUAUGAAGAUCAAGCAUUUCAAGCCAAAGAAGGUUGUGUUGCUGCUGGGACAAGGGAAAACCCUCCUGUUCUUCGUCCAAAGGCAAGCUAUGGUGCAUUUAGUGUUUAUUACCCUCCAAGUGGUGGUCCUGGAAAUAAUUCUGGUGCUUUGACCGUGGUGCCCCUCCAGGGACCUCUAGCACAGGCUCUUGGGUCAGAGUUUGGCAUCCACCAUUUUCUCGAAGAUGCCCAUGGGGAGCCUUUGAUUCCUCACCAAUGUGGCUAUGGUUGCUGUUCGGGUCAAAAUGGACCAAAUGGUGGAAGCUCCUUGUUGGGGCCUGAGUUCAUUGAUUACAUUGAGUCUCCCUCCUCGAGCCAAGAGCUGAUGUCUUUGGCAGCAGAGUUGAACGAGAUUGCAUGGGCUCAAUGUGAUCUUCCAAGUGAUCCUGGACCAAGUGAUCUUCCAGCUGAUGUCAGUACUGGGAUGCUGAGCAUGGAGAUGCGGCAGCCAACCCGUCCAAGCGAGAAUAAGAAUGAUCCAUGUGGCAAGUUGAAGGGUGUGAAGCAGUAAUAUAUCGGUUGAGGAGCCGGAUUUUGUGGUGCCAGCUCAAGUUGAAUUUUUGUUAAAUGCAUCACUUCUUUCUUUCUUUCCUUUUAACAUUCUGAGCGGGACAUCGCCUGACAAUGGAGUCGAUGACUCCAUGUGUUUUGCCCGCCUGAGAAUUGACAGCAAUAAUUUGACGUUCCAUUGGAUCAUUGUUGAUUAUGUUGUACUGGAUUCUUUUUUAACUGUCCAUCUAUUGUCCUUGAUUCGCUA